AUGAGACGUGGAGAAGGGCCAAAGGUGGAAUUACGGUUUCUAAUAUCAACGAAAGCAGCAGGUGUUAUAAUAGGGAAAGGGGGUGAAAAUAUUAAAAAAAUCCGCGAGGAGUAUUCCGUUAAAGUUACCAUUCCCGAUAGCAACGGGCCUGAGAGGGUCCUUGUCUUGGAUGGCGACCUUGGAUCAAUCGUUGAAAUAUUCAGAGAGAAUCUUGAAAAGAUGCAAAGUAAUCGUGAAGAUGCGGUUGACUUGCGCUUACUUGUGCAUCAAAGUCAGGCAGGAUGUGUCAUUGGGAGAGGUGGAUAUAAAAUAAAAGAACUGCGUGAGCAAUCAGGUCUUCAUACACUCAAAGUAUAUCAGAUGCUGUGUCCUUGUUCAACCGACAGAGUGAUACAACUUGUUGGUGACGUUGGAAAAGUUAUUGAAUGCUUACGAUCCAUAGCUGAACUCCUUGAGGGCGCUCCGCCUAAAGGCUCUCGACAAAAUUAUGAUGCCCGCAAUGUAGAUGAGUCAAUGUCUCUUGAGUACGGAGGUUGGGGUUUAGGUAAUCAUGGAUCCGGUCUGAAUCUUGUUCGUGGUAGAAAUAAUGUUGCGAACACAAACUACGCUCAGAAUAAUAUACUCGCAACUGGAAUUUUUGGUGGUGGUGCUUCUGGAGCUACAGUGACAGGACGUGGAGGUACUCAGUCAGCAUCCGUGAAUCAGGCACUAGCUGGAGGUAUCCCUCAUGCAUCGGCAGCAGCCAUGCUUGCUGCGACCGGUGGUCAGACAGCAGGUGGACCAAAUGCUGGACCUGCAGGAGAUGCCGCCGCAACAGCGGCAGCAAUGGUAGCUGCAGGAUUUAUGAGAGGAUUGCCUAACCGUAUGGCAAUGAGUAUUUUGACGCCGACCACAAGCACUCAGGUUUCUGUUAGUAACAAGAUGAUUGGUGCUAUAAUGGGACGUUCCGGCUGUCGCAUAAACCAGGUUCGUCAUGAAUCAAACGCUGAUAUUAAAAUCAGUAAACAAGAACCAGGCGUUGAAGAUCGCAUUAUUACUAUAACCGGUACCCCUGAACAAAUCCAAAACGCUCAAUUCCUCCUUCAGAUGUGCGUUAAACGAUAUGGUGAUCAAAUGUGA
Molecule: messenger RNA, 1119 nt
Organism: Trichobilharzia szidati
Lineage: Eukaryota; Metazoa; Platyhelminthes; Trematoda; Strigeidida; Schistosomatidae
Source: the annotation of a GenBank genome assembly